CACAUUUCAAAUCUAAUAAGAACACACUAUACACUAUUAACCAUGGUUAACUACACUAUCUCCUCACUAGUAGAGCAAGAUUUAAUGAAAGAAGAGCCAAUUUCACUAUUCUCUCCAUCAAAUCCAAAGCCAAUAAAAACAAUAUUCCUAUCAAACAUUGACCAAACACUAAGUUUUCCAGUUGAAACAGUUUUCUUCUAUAAAGUUCCACCAAACAUGCCCUCUUCUUCAACAGCUGAUAUAGCUGAAAGGGUUAGAAAAGCUGUUGAAAAAGUGCUUUUGAUACCAUACUAUUUCAUGGCUGGGAGACUCAACUUUAAUGGUGACACUAAGAGACUUGAGCUUAUAUGCAACAAUGCAGGCGCCUUGUUUGUUAGUGCGGAAUCGAGAUUUUCGGUCGAUGAUCUCGGCAGUCUUUCUCAGCCUAAUCCGAGUUUUCAUCGCUUGGUUCAUCGACAAGGGCUGUACCAAAAAAGCCUUGCUGAAACUGCAGUUUUCACUAUUCAGGUAACAAGGUUCGAAUGCGGUGGAUUCGCACUAGGAUUCAUGACAAACCACGCGAUUCUCGACGGAAAAUCAGCAAGCGAAAUGUUCAACAAUCUCGCGUCGAUAUGCAGAGGAGAAGCUCUAAAACCAAACAUCAUCAACAAUGACAGAACAUGCAUAAGAGCAAGAACUCCACCUCAAAUCCACUUCCCACACAACGAAUACGUAAACCCUACUACUAAAACCUCGUCGCGAUCGAUCGCCUCAUCGUUUACCUCCCGAGAAAGAACAUCUCCUUCUCCACUAAUCUUCUCCGACAAGUACAAACACAAACUCUUCUCUUUCACCUCGGAAAUGCUCAAAAAACUCAAACAAAAAUCCACCGUCAAAUGCUCGACUUUCGACGCGAUCUUAGCCCACAUUUGGAAAGCGAGAACAAAAGCAAAUUUCAACCACAAAGAUCAAGAUCAAGAAUCAAGGGUUCUCUUUGCAGUUGACAUAAGGGAUAAGAUAUCACCGCCGCUACUAAAUUCUUUCACCGGAAACGCCGUAGUAACAGGCUUCGCGACCGCGAAAGCACGCGACUUGAUCGAGAAGCCGUUGUCGUUUGGCGUGGGGAUGGUGAAGGAAGGGGUAGAGAGAGUGACGAGCGAGUACGUAAGGUCCGUGAUAGACUGGCUUGAGGUUUAUAAAGGGAUUCCGGCGACUUCCGGCGGCGGGUUUUACGCGUCUGCAUGGUGGAAACUUCCAUUCGGGGAGGUCGAUUUCGGGUUCGGGAAACCUAGACAUGUUGGUCCGGUUGUUAGUGGGAAUGAUGAGUUUGUUCUCUUCUUGUCUGAUUAUGAUUAUGAUUAUGAUUAUGACUAUGACAAGAGUUGUUGUGAAGGGAAAGGGAUUAAUGUGUGGAUGGGGCUUGAAAAGGAGAAAAUGGACAAGUUCUUGUCUUGUGUUUUUGAUAUAUGAAUUAUACGACUGACGAAUUAGAUGUUACAUCUGGUUAUUUAUAUCAGGUGGAUUUGAAUCGUUAACUUAAUUAAAUAAUUAUCCACUAAACACACAUACACAUAUGUGUAGAUUUACGAUUUAAAUCCAUCAAGUGUAUCAUCUAAUUUCCGUCAUACGAUGGAUCUAUUAAUGGAAAUUUCUGAAUUCCAUCGAUUUCGAUGCGAAAAUUCUUGAU
This is a messenger RNA of Erythranthe guttata (spotted monkey flower), 1666 nucleotides long. Its product is annotated as acyltransferase GLAUCE. Gene Ontology annotation, molecular function: acyltransferase activity, transferring groups other than amino-acyl groups. NCBI's taxonomy places the organism in Eukaryota, Viridiplantae, Streptophyta, Magnoliopsida, Lamiales, Phrymaceae. The record is from RefSeq and is a predicted model, not a curated record.